AGCACACUGUAUAUUCAAACAAAAAUGUAGCAAGGUUUAUGCCUAAAACCAAAUUGAAAGCAUGCAUUUAAAGAUGCUUAGACAUUUUUUUACAGAGAAAAACACAGAUUUGUAUUUAUUUUAUUUGCAGUGCAGGUUUGGGAAUAGAAGCACACACUUGCAUUUUCAUCACAGAGUAUUGCACUGAGCAAGGAAUCAAAUACGAGUGCGAGCAUGCAACACCAACACAGUGUGUUUAAAUAGAAUCCAACGCAUCUCUGCAGGGACUGAUGCAUGCAUGCACCGGACGAGCCGAUCAAACAUGCCAUCGCAGGAUGGAGGGAACGACAAGAAAACAAAAGGAAGAGUGCAUCCCACUCUCCUCGUAGGAAAGGGUUAACCCCAUUACAACAGACCAAUCAGAGCGGAGAGCAACACUGCAAAACCGCCGCAGAGAGGAGGAGAGAGCGCGAGCACGCGCGGCGCAACAGAGGGGUACAUAAGCAAGACAUGGACGCAUCACAGUUGGAAGACUGCUUGUAUGCGGUCAAUACUGACAGAUAAGAAUAAAGUUAGUGAAUGAAACCGUUAACGCUGCUCUGUGUCACUCCAUUGACACUGUUGACAGGUCACGCGAACAGAUUGUCAUUGACGCUUCUGUGCGUGUUUAGAGAACGCACUGAGAUCCGAUGAAUGCAAAAGUGUGCGGGACAUGCACUUGUGGAUCUGGGAUGACACUGAUGAAGCUGUCGCUACUUUAUGUUGCGUGACAAAGGAUUGUUGAAGACUAAGAAGAGAAUUGUUUCUAAAGUGCUUCAGAAGGCCAAAGGAACACCUUCAAUACGCCCCUCUACCAUUGGGUCACGCAGUCAACUGCGGGCUGUAUUUACGAGUCGGGUUCCCACUUUUCUAGCCUGCAAGGACGUACCCUAGAGAGGAUUUUGGAGUGACUUUAUCAUUUGCCUUUGGAAACGAUGACAACUAAAGGUUACCUCCAGUGAUGGGACAGGAAAUGACAUAUGGACAGUAUACUCUGGCUCCUCAUACUCCCCUAAACAAUUCAGUGACCUUGGUUUCUUUGGCACAUGCACAUCAGGAAAAGCAAAUCAAUAUGGAUUUAUCGCCGUCAAGGGCCAAUAAAUGUGUAGUAACAGGAAUACAUCACUAAAGGAAAGGCAUAGCAGUUCUAAGUUUCUAUUUUUAUCCAACCAUGUUGCCAGAUUUCUUUCCAACCCAACUUCUAGCUAUUUUAUAGUUUGAUUUAGCGCUGUGUCCAGUCUAUCAGGUCAGCUAGUUUAUACACAGGUGAUGGUGUGGACAAUUUAUCUCUGAAUCGUUCACCAUUUUCCAGGACCAGAGAGAGAGAGAGAGAGAGAGAGAGAGAGAGAGAGGAGAGUACAAGAGAGAAAGUAUGAAAAAGCUGGCAUUAACUCUGGACAUGGCACUGGACCAAACAUAUCGUUUGAUUUGACAAAAUAAAAGAAGGUGCUGGCGAACUGUCUUUAUGACCAUAAAGCUGAGUGAAUUCUCUGCUGGAUUAUGAGGAUUAAGAAAUGCAGAAUGCUUCCAUGAAAGGCCAUGCCUGGGACUGAUGUACAACUUGUACCCCUUCCAGACUCUCCCGUCUUCACAGCCGACUCCUGAGGCUGAGAAAGAAGCUGGAAGGGAAGGGAUUCACCAUCCAUCCUCACAGUGAUGAAUGAAACAUAGCACUAACGAUGCAGUCACAUUCCCAAAAGGAGCAAUCCAUCACUGCACUACAAAUGAAAAUGCAUUGUGGAGAAGAAAUGUAACCGAUAAUGCACGCCCCUCCCGCAACAGAGGAAAAAAGCACCAUGAGUAACAUAACCGUCCUUGACAUCACAGAGUCCGUGAGUCCUGCCAUGAUGGCAGCCGGCCCCUACCCCUACCCACUCAGCUUCCAGGUCUCCCUGACCGGGUUCCUCAUGCUGGAGAUCGUACUGGGCCUGAGCAGCAACCUGACGGUCCUGGCCCUCUACUGCAUGAAGUCCAACCUGGUCAACUCCGUUAGCAACAUCGUCACCAUGAAUCUCCAUGUGUUGGAUGUGUUGGUGUGUGCAUGCUGCAUACCCCUAACUAUUGUCGUAUUGAUGCUUUCACUACAAGGCGACACGGUCCUCGUUUGUUGCUUCCAUGAGGCUUGCGUGUCCUUCGCCAGCGUGGCUACGGCAGCCAAUGUGCUAGCCAUCACUUUAGACCGAUAUGACAUCUCUGUCAAACCAGCCAAUCGAGUACUGACUAUGGGACGGGCAGUGGCCCUGUUGGGUUGCAUUUGGGUACUAUCUUUCAUCAGCUUCUUGGUGCCAUUUAUCGAGGUGGGUUUCUUGGGACCAGAACCCACUAAAGCCAAUCAGACCGCUGUAGUACACGUUAACGAGUAUUACACUGAACUGGGACUAUACUACCACCUAGUGGCUCAGAUCCCAAUUUUCUGUUUGACUGCUAUCAUUAUGUUGAUGACGUACGCCAAGAUCUUGCAAGCACUCAACAUCCGGAUUGGUGCGCGCUUCCACGCUGUGCAGAAAAAGAAGAAAAUGAGACGAAAAAACAACGUUUCGCUUAUGUCGACGUCCGAGCAGCAGCUACCCGAGAUCACGGAUGCAUCGCAAAGCGGUGUUGGUAACCGGGGGAAUGCACCGCUAGGCAUGCGCACGUCAGUGUCAGUGAUUAUUGCCCUAAGACGGGCCGUGAAACGCCACCGGGAGCGUCGGGAGCGUCAGAAGCGUGUUUUCCGCAUGUCGCUCCUCAUAAUCUCCACGUUCCUCCUAUGCUGGACACCCAUCACCGUUUUAAACACUGUGAUUCUCAGUGUAGGUCCCAGCGACCUCACCGUCAAACUUCGACUAGGCUUCCUAGUCAUGGCGUACGGCACCACGGUCUUCCAUCCCCUCCUCUACGCCUUCACGAGGCAGAAGUUCCAGAAAGUUCUGAAAAGUAAACUGAAGAAACGCGGUGUGUCUAUUAUCGAGGCAGAUCCACUGCCGAACAACGCGGUCAUACGAAACUCUUGGAUCGACCCCAAGCGGAACAAGAAAGUGACAUUCGAUGAUCACGAAGCGAGACAAAAAUGUCUGUCGUCGGAAGAUGCGGACUGAACGUGGCACUAUAUUGCACAGACUAGUUCUCAGACAUGUUGUUGUUAAGCUUAAUCAACAACAUUUGUGGCAUAAUGUUGAUUAACACAAAAAAUUAUAAUAAUAAAUAAUAUUUACAGAUUGCCCCAUUCACUUCCAUUAUAUCCCUCAGUGUAACAUUGAUUUUGACUUUUUUUAAAGGAAGGACGAGUCGAAAAAUGUUUUUGUUGUAAUCAACAUUAUGCCACAAAUGCUGUCGAUUGAGCUCAACUUCUAUUGAACCCAGAAUAUUCCUUUAAAGCACUGAUAUAUAUAAAAAGGAACCUUGUGAUGUGAAUAUAAAGGCCAAAGUAAACGUUUGUUUUCCACAUGCCGCAUAGAUUAUCUGACGCAAAUUUUGUCAUCAGUACAUUAUGCAUACAUCAAACGCAUCCAUUUGGACUCGUGGACAAAAGAGUAAACUUUGAAAGGCUGAGCGUUUGAGCAUGCGCGAGACGGAACGGCAUGCGGAAAAACGAAGUAUUUCAUGGCCUUUAGCCUUAAAGGGGAAGUGUGCAUUUCUUCGCCAUUAGCUUCACCAAACAGAAUAGCAAAAAUAACGAGCGUUUUCAAACAGCUUUCCAGAACACUCCCUCCGUGUGCCAUUGGUUGAUUUAGUCGCGACCCAAACUUGCGCCAUUGGUUGAGCCAAUUUUGCUAUGCUGCUCAAGUUGGGAUGCUUUAACAAAAAGAGCAACAUUUAGUUGGCGCCGUAGAGCCAGCGUUUACUCUUAUAAAGGGUAAUCAAAUGACGGAUGCUUACUUAUAGUUGUCUCUGCAUAGUCAGCUGGGAAACAAAGUAUUUAAAACAUUAAAGAAAUGACACACUUCACCUUUAAAUGAGCAGGUAUCAAAUAAUCUGUUACUGUUAAUUAUAGGUUUCCUAGAAUGAUACAAUUGCAGUUACAGCGUGCAUGUCCCUUAUAAACCACUGUAUGUCAAUACAUUAAAACAGAGAUUUGUACAUACUCUUUAUUAGCCAAGUACCUCCAUUAUGACUCAUAGCCUGUGUAUACAUGAAUUUGUAAUAAACUCGUGGGGGAAAAAAGAAGUCUUUGACAUGAAUGCAUACACAUUGCAAUAUGCUGUAUUGCCCUCCAUGAUAGCUGUUGAAUGUGUUCUUAAAGGAAUAGUUCACUCACCCUGAUGUUGUAACAAGCACGUUUGACUUUGUUUCUUCUUCGGAACACAAAAAAUCCAACAACAAAUAUGUAAAUGAAAGCGAAUGGUGACUAAGGCUAGCAUUCUGGCUAACAUCUCCACUAAGGAAACAAGUCAUUCUAAAUGAUGUCAUAAUUCUAAUUCUUUUGGUGGACUGUCCCUUUAAGAAUGAUAUUUAAAGAAUUUUAGAAUUCAUUGAUUUAUAAUCAAUCACAAGGUCUUAUUGGAUGAUACUGAUUCAGGAAAUGUUUUGUAUCCAAACAGGGUAAAUAUUUCUUCAGUAACAUCUAGAAAAGCAACAUCUAGCCAGAAACAUAUGCCAUCAACAGCUCAUGCCUUCCCAGUCCUGUUAUUUUCUAGAAUAAAAUCAUGUUUGCAUAUGAAUCCUCAGUCCAUGCCAAGUCAAGUCAAAUCCAGGUCAUCCAGUGACCUGCAAAUCAAGGCUCUACCUCUCUUAAAGUGUCGACACAUCAAACAACCAACCAGCCAUUCAGUAUGCUGCGGUGACCUUCCAUAAUUCCAUACGUCCAAUUCUUUCAGGUAAAAUAUGAGACAACUAAACAAUAUUUGGUACUAUACUGCCCAACGCCGCUAAAACAAGUAAAUACACCAACACUGAAACUGGAAAAACUAUAUUUUCUCUGAAUCCGAGCAUAGUUUAGUCAAAUCCGUCUAUCACAGGACAUUAGGAAUGGAAACUGAGAACCAGUUCAAUAAAAAAAUCCUGGAGCCGAAUGAUUUUCAUGACACUCGGUUCCAUUAAUAGUCCAGGAACAUGCAUUCUUCCACUACAGCAGAUGCAACACUGAUGAAAAGUGCUGCCAUUCUACCAUACUGAACACACAGCCAGAAAAACACAGCCAGACCACUGUAGUCCAAUUCCCGAACGAAUGACUCUUAUAAGCCGGUUCUUUUGAAUCUUCAGUGUGACCAGUGUAGUGCGGUUCAUGAAAAAAUUAUUCUAAUGAGCCGGUUCUUUUGAAUCAAUGAUGCAAAACAUACUUUGCGACCAGUGUAGUCAGAUUGCCGAACAAAUGACUCUUAUGAGCCGGUUCUUUUGAAUCUACAACGUGAAACACACUGCUUGACCACUGUAGUCCUAUUCCUGAACAAAUGACUCUAAUGAGCCAGUUUUUUUGUUGUUGUUAAAUCUACGAGGCAAAACACACUGCUCAACUUAUGUAGUUCGAUAUCCGAAAGAAUGACUCGUAUAAGCUCGUUCUUUUGAAUCUUCAGUGUGACCAGUGUAGUACAAUUCAUGAACAAAUGACUCUUAUGAGCCGGUUCUUUGAAUCUUCUGCGUGACCAGUGUAGUACAAUUCAUGAACAAAUGACUCUUAUGAGCUGGUUCUUUUGAAUCUACAAUGCUAAACACACAGCUUGACCACUGUGGUCCGAUUCCCGAACAAAUGACUCUUGUGAGCCGGUUCUUUUGAAUCUUCAGUGUGACCAGUGUAGUGCGGUUCACGAACAAAUGACUCUUAUGAGCUGGUUCUUUUGAAUCUACAGCACAAAAUGUACCGUGUAGAGUGUGGUCCAAUUCCUGAAAGAAUGACUCUAAUGAUCCGGUUCUUUAUAGAGAAUUAAAAACGUAUUGAACUGCAGGUUAUUCGUUUCAUCAUGUCAGACUCCAUAUGAACUAUUGGGUGUUAUUUGUACUUAAAGGUUGCAACAAUGCGACUGAUUGGAUGGUUGUAGAUAUGACAAUGUGUAGUUAAAGAAUUAAUAAAAAAGUGUGCAACAUGGGCGUUACUAGGGUUGGAAGAGAUAAGUGGCUUAGCCCCUAUAGAAAUGCACACACAGUAAAUAAAUACAAAAAAGGGGUGGAUAUUUGAAAUUCGUAAAUUCUGCAAUAGGGUAGAGUCCGCAGAUCUGUGGAGAAUUAAUUGUAUCAUUGGUCAUUAGUGUCACACUGAACUAAUCUGCAUUGUACUGAUGAGAAAAGCAUG
Xyrauchen texanus (razorback sucker) is the source of this 6223-nucleotide messenger RNA. RefSeq names its product G protein-coupled receptor 22b (gene gpr22b). The record is from RefSeq and is a predicted model, not a curated record. Gene Ontology annotation, biological process: G protein-coupled receptor signaling pathway. NCBI's taxonomy places the organism in Eukaryota, Metazoa, Chordata, Actinopteri, Cypriniformes, Catostomidae. Gene Ontology annotation, molecular function: G protein-coupled receptor activity; peptide binding. The coding region runs from base 1779 to 3095 and encodes 438 amino acids. Gene Ontology annotation, cellular component: membrane. The transcript has 4 exons.